GCUCUGCACGCCUGGCGCCUGCGGGGAACCGACGCGCGCGUGGGGCGGCGGGGCUGCGUGUGUCCCGGCCGCGGCGUCCCACUGUCGGAGCCGCAGCGACUGGAGCGAGAAGAUGGCUGAGGCCUCGGAGAGGCUCUACCGAGUCGAGUAUGCCAAGAGCGGGCGCGCCUCUUGCAAGAAAUGCAGCGAGAGCAUCCCCAAGGACUCGCUCCGCAUGGCCAUCAUGGUGCAGUCUCCCAUGUUCGAUGGAAAGGUCCCACACUGGCACCACUUCUCCUGCUUCUGGAAGGUGGGUCACUCCAUCCGGCAGCCUGACGUUGAGGUGGAUGGCUUCUCUGAGCUGCGGUGGGAUGACCAGCAAAAGGUGAAGAGGACUGCGUUGGCCGGAGGCGUGGUUGGCAAAGGCCAGGAUGGAAUUGGUGGCAAGACCGAAAAGACACUGGGUGACUUUGCAGCAGAGUACGCCAAGUCCAACAGAAGCACAUGCAAGGGGUGUCUGGAGAAGAUAGAAAAGGGCCAGAUGCGCCUGUCCAAGAAGAUGCUGGACCCAGAGAAGCCACAGCUGGGCAUGAUCGACCGCUGGUACCAUCCAAACUGCUUUGUUAAGAACAGAGAAGAGCUGGGCUUCCGGCCUGAGUACACUGCCAGCCAGCUCAAGGGCUUCAGCCUCCUCACUGCGGAGGACAAAGAAGCCCUAAAGAAGCAGCUCCCUGGUGUCAAGAGUGAAGGAAAGAGGAAAGGUGAUGAAAUAGAUGGAACACAUGAAGUGGCCAAGAAGUCUAAAAAAGAAAAGGACAAGGACGGCAAGCUUGAGAAGGCCCUCAAGGCUCAGAACGACCUGAUCUGGAACAUCAAGGAUGAGCUGAAGAAAGCAUGCUCCACAAAUGACCUGAAAGAACUCCUCAUCUUCAACAAGCAGCAAGUACCAUCCGGGGAGUCGGCGAUCUUGGACCGAGUCGCUGAUGGCAUGGCAUUUGGGGCCCUCCUUCCCUGCGAGGAGUGCUCUGGCCAGCUGGUCUUCAAGAGUGACGCUUAUUACUGUACUGGGGAUGUCACUGCCUGGACCAAGUGCGUGGUCAAGACACAGACACCCAGCCGAAAGGAAUGGGUAACCCCAAAGGAAUUCCGAGAAAUCUCUUACCUCAAGAAACUGAAGGUCAAAAAACAGGACCGGAUUUUUCCCCCAGAGAGCAGCACCCCAGCACCUGUGGCACCCCCACCCUCUGCAGCCUUGGCCCCUGCUGCUGUGAACUCCUCAGCCCCAACAGAUAAGCCCCUGACCCACAUGAAGAUCCUGACGCUGGGGAAACUCUCCCGGAGCAAGGAGGAGGUGAAGGCCACGAUUGAGAGCCUUGGGGGCAAGGUGACAGGAACGGCUCGCAAGGCCUCCCUGUGCGUCAGCACUAAGAAGGAGGUGGAAAAGAUGAGUAAGAAGAUGGAGGAAGUAAAAGAAGCCAACGUUCGUGUUGUGUCCGAGGAUUUCCUCCAAGAUGUCUCAGCCUCCACCAAGAGCCUCCAAGACUUGUUCUCAACACAUAUCUUGUCUCCCUGGGGAGCGGAGGUGAAGGCAGAGCCUGUCGAAGCAGUGGCCCCCAAGGGGAAGUCGGGGACCGCACUCCCUAAAAAGAGCAAGGGCCCCACCAAGGAGGAAGGUCUGAACAAGUCUGAAAAGAGAAUGAAGUUGACUCUUAAAGGAGGAGCAGCUGUGGAUCCCGACUCUGGUCUGGAACACUCCGCACAUGUCCUGGAGAAAGGUGGAAAGGUCUUCAGCGCCACACUCGGCCUCGUGGACAUUGUGAAAGGCACCAACUCCUACUACAAGUUGCAGCUUCUGGAGGGUGACAAGGAGAGCAGGUUCUGGAUCUUCCGGUCCUGGGGUCGCGUAGGUACAGUGAUUGGCAGUAACAAACUAGAGCAGAUGCCAUCCAAGGAGGAUGCCAUCGAGCACUUCAUGAAAUUGUAUGAGGAGAAGACGGGCAAUGCCUGGCACUCCAAGAACUUCACAAAGUACCCCAAAAAGUUCUACCCCCUGGAGAUUGACUACGGCCAGGACGAAGAGGCAGUCAAGAAACUGACGGUGAACCCUGGCACCAAGUCCAAGCUCCCAAGGGCGGUGCAGGAGCUGGUGGGGAUGAUCUUUGACGUGGAGAGCAUGAAGAAAGCCCUGGUGGAGUAUGAGAUCGACCUUCAGAAGAUGCCCUUGGGAAAACUGAGCAAAAGGCAGAUCCAGGCCGCAUACUCCAUCCUCGGCGAGGUGCAGCAGGCAGUGUCCCAGGGCAGCAACAACUCCCAGAUCCUGGAUCUCUCAAACCGCUUCUACACCCUGAUCCCCCACGACUUUGGGAUGAAGAAGCCACCGCUCCUGAACAACACCGACAGCGUCCAGGCCAAGGUGGAGAUGCUGGACAACCUCCUGGACAUUGAGGUGGCCUAUAGUCUGCUCAGGGGUGGGUCAGACGACAGCAGCAAGGACCCCAUCGAUGUCAACUAUGAGAAGCUAAGGACAGACAUUAAGGUGGUUGACAAAGAUUCUGAAGAAGCUGAGAUCAUCAGGAAGUACGUGAAGAACACGCACGCAACCACUCACAACGCCUAUGACUUGGAAGUGCUGGAUAUCUUCAGGAUCGAGCGGGAAGGGGAGAGCCAGCGCUACAAGCCCUUCCGGCAGCUCCACAACCGCAGGCUGCUGUGGCACGGGUCCAGGACCACCAACUUCGCUGGGAUCCUUUCCCAGGGUCUGCGGAUAGCGCCGCCUGAAGCGCCUGUGACAGGCUACAUGUUUGGGAAAGGAAUCUACUUCGCCGACAUGGUCUCCAAGAGUGCCAACUACUGCCACACGUCACAAGGAGAUCCGAUCGGCCUGGUCCUACUGGGAGAGGUCGCCCUUGGAAACAUGUACGAACUGAAGCACGCUUCGCACAUCAGCAAACUGCCCAAGGGCAAGCACAGUGUCAAAGGUUUGGGCAAGACAACCCCUGACCCUUCGGCCAGCAUUACCCUGGACGGAGUGGAGGUUCCUCUGGGCACUGGGAUCUCGUCGGGCGUUAACGACACCUGCCUGCUCUAUAAUGAGUACAUCGUCUAUGACAUUGCUCAGGUGAACCUGAAGUAUCUGCUGAAACUGAAGUUCAAUUUCAAGACGUCUCUGUGGUGAAGGGUGAGGCCGCCUUGGCCAAAGCCUAGCCGCUGGUACAGAUUUGAGGCGCUCCUGCACCAACACGCCGGCCAGACCUUAACCAGGCUGUCUGUGAGUGUGGCAGCCGCUCCCCUUCCACAGAACAGGUUUAGUAGAAGCAGGUUAAAGGGUUUUCCCAAGUCCUUGUUUUUGUGUUGCAUUUGGGGUGGGAGGGCUGUCCGGGGUCCUCUCCUGCCAGGCUCAGCCCUGAUAGAUAGAGCUGACAGUAGAGGGAAAGUUGGGGGGGACUCUCGUCUUGUUUGCGUAGACUAGCCCUGUGGGAAAAACCAAGCCACGCUACACACCUGCCUUGCUGGUUUCCACAGGGAAGGAAAAAUGUGCCUCCUUCCCUUUUUUCUAAGUGUUCACCUUUAGUUUUGAUUUUGGCAAAAUGUUAAGCAUUUAUUUUGAGCUAAA
Messenger RNA from Castor canadensis (American beaver), 3592 nucleotides. It is a transcript of the gene Parp1, whose product is annotated as poly(ADP-ribose) polymerase 1. Lineage: Eukaryota; Metazoa; Chordata; Mammalia; Rodentia; Castoridae. Gene Ontology annotation, cellular component: nucleolus; nucleus. The record is from RefSeq and is a predicted model, not a curated record. Gene Ontology annotation, molecular function: zinc ion binding; NAD+ poly-ADP-ribosyltransferase activity; DNA binding. Gene Ontology annotation, biological process: protein poly-ADP-ribosylation; double-strand break repair.